UGAGCUUUCACCGACACCCUCUUCAACAAUUUUGAUGGUUUUGUACCGUGCUUGAAUCAUGUCUACUGAAGGGGAAUCCCCAACAGGGGAGUUGUCCGAGUUCGAGACGCAAUUUGAGCCUCGGUCUAAUGAUGACGAUGCUCUGUGGGAAGUCCUAGAAAUUGUUGCUGAGCGGGGUAAGAAGUAUCGGGUUAGGUGGGCAGGUAAUGAUCCCAAGACCGGGAGACCGUGGCCGUUGGACUGGGUACCCAAGCACGACUGCACGGAUCACCUGGUAGAAGAGUGGAAGAGGAAAAAGGCAGAGAAGGGACGUCGAUCGAGGAAGAAUCAAAACUGCUACACGCGCCUCGACGACUUCGAAGGUUUCUACGAAUUCUACCUCCCGAAAAUCGCGCUCUCUGGCGGAAGAAAGUGUCCCUAUCUCAACAGACUAUGAUGACCCUCCCCGUGCUCAACCGUCAACCUCGAAAGCCCAGUCCUCAAAGCGUAAACACGCAGAUAUUGCUAAGGACUUAUCAGAUCCAAGUGACUCAGCGGACCCUUCAGAACCGGAACAUCCAAGGAAGAAGAAGAAGAAACUUGCUAUUG
Molecule: messenger RNA, 588 nt
Organism: Suillus clintonianus
Lineage: Eukaryota; Fungi; Basidiomycota; Agaricomycetes; Boletales; Suillaceae
Exons: 2
Coding region: 59-436 (125 amino acids)
Source: RefSeq, a predicted model, not a curated record